CUCCAUUGCUCAAAUCUCACAUCUGAAGGUUAAAGUCUGUCUCUCUCUCCAUCACACCGUGCUUCAGUCCAGCGGUACUCGCGUAUCUCUCUCCCUCUUCUUGCUCAUAAUUUGUAGAAAUAUUAACACAAUAUCAUGUCGAUAUUUGGUGAAGUCCCGCAGGCUGCUCCUGUCGCAGUGUUUAAACUGACAGCAGAUUUCCGAGAAGAUCAAAAUGCCAGCAAGGUGAAUCUGGGAGUCGGAGCCUACAGGACAGAUGAAGGUCAGCCCUGGGUUCUCCCCGUGGUGAGAAAAGUGGAGAAGAUGAUCGCUGAUGACCAUAGUUUGAACCACGAGUACCUGCCCAUUCUAGGCCUGCCAGAGUUUCGCUCCAGUGCAUCUAAGAUCGCUCUGGGUGAAGACAGUCCUGCCAUCAAGGACAAUCGGGUAGGAGCUGUGCAGUGUUUAGGUGGCACUGGUGCUCUGAAGAUCGGAGCCGAGUUUCUUCGCCGUUGGUACAAUGGAACCGACAACACAAAAACUCCAAUUUAUGUGUCUGCACCAACAUGGGAGAACCACAAUGCUGUUUUCUCUAACGCUGGAUUUGAGGACAUCCGUCCAUACAAAUACUGGGAUGCAGGGAAGCGUGGACUCGAUCGGGAAGGUUUUCUGGGUGACCUGGAGAGUGCACCUGAUCACUCCAUCUUUGUGCUGCAUGCCUGCGCUCACAACCCCACCGGCACAGAUCCCACCCAGGACCAGUGGAAGCAGAUCUCUGAUGUCAUGAAGCGAAAGAGUCUGUUUACCUUCUUUGAUUCAGCCUAUCAGGGUUUCGCCUCAGGAAAUUUAGAUAAGGACGCCUGGGCUGUCCGCUACUUUGUGUCACAGGGUUUUGAAUUGUUCUGUGCCCAGUCGUUCUCAAAGAACUUCGGUCUGUACAAUGAGAGAGUGGGGAACCUGACUGUUGUAGCCAAAGACCAAGACAAUUUGAACCGUGUACUGUCUCAAAUGGAGAAGAUCGUUCGCAUCACCUGGUCCAACCCUCCAUCCCAGGGUGCACGUCUGGUUGCCAUCACACUCAACACCCCUGAACUCUUUGCUGAAUGGAAGGACAAUGUGAAGACCAUGGCAGACAGAGUCCUGCUCAUGCGUGCUCAGCUGAAGGAAAAACUCAAAGCACUCGGAACUCCAGGAACCUGGGAACACAUCACUGAGCAGAUCGGCAUGUUCAGCUUCACCGGACUCAACCCUAAGCAGGUGGAGUACAUGGUGAAAGAGAAGCACAUUUAUCUAAUGGCGAGCGGGCGCAUCAACAUGUGUGGCCUCACCACCAAGAACAUUGACUAUGUGGCCGAGUCCAUUCAUGAGGCUGUCACUACAGUCUAAUAAGCACCUUUACCACACUUCCUGUUUGUGUGUGUGUGUGUCCACAGGAACAUAGACACGCACAGACACACACACUGAUACACCCCUUCACUCACCAGCUUUCCUGGUCUAAUUUAGUCAUCAGCAUUUCAACAUUCUGUUUUAACUUGUAAUUAUAACGCAAUGAAACAGUCCCGGAAGAUAUAUAUAUAUUUCCCUUCACCCUUCUCCUGUGUUUUCAGAAGAGAGUAUGUUUAAAUAUUAUCCGUGGAGUUCAUGCAAAUCUUGUUUCUAUGAAUAAGCACUUUGUGGUGGGAUUUACAGUCAACCAAACAACUCUCUGGAUUUCAUUAACCUGAAGGUCCAGCUUGACUGAUUUUAUGAUCUUUCAUGGUCUUAGAUUAAAUUCACACAGGUUAGUGUGACUGAAUCAGAGUUGUAGACAACCUUUGAGUUAGUGGGGUGAAAUGGGUGGAACCUAGCCUUUAUUAAAUUAACUCGUCGAAUUUUAUCGCCAUGUGUCUGAAAAUUUCAUUGUAUUGAGUGCUGAACUGAAGGACAGUGUGCAUGUUUCAUGAUCGAUGUGUCUGUAUUCUUAAAACAUCCACACAGAAACAACUCUAGAACUUGAAUGAAUGGAGGCAUUAGAUUGUGUUUUAUUGUCAAUUCCUGAUGCUCUUACCUCAAAUUAAAUGGCUUGAAGAAACAUUUUACCUUGAAAACUUAUUGUGACUAGUUAAAACAAUGGAAGAAGAAACCUGGUAUUGUGGUUUGUGAAGAGGUGCAUUUUGGGAUAUUGGAUAUCUGACAGCUGAAGGAGAGUGAAUUAUACAGAAAAGUGAUUUGGGGGUUGAAUAUUCUUUUAAGCUUUUCGUGUUUGAUGUUCUGGAAAUUCUGGGUUGUGAAGAGCCCAGGCAUUGUUUUGCACUUUAUUUUCUGGUGUCUUUUUAUUCUGGUCCAUCGCUUUUACUGCUGUGUUUUUGUGUUCAGGCUCAUUUGUGCACUGCAGGACCGUUUAAUGAAUGUGCAGACAUUAGUCCAAGUAAUACUACUCUCCCACCCAGCUUAGUCGCAAAAGAUCAAUCCUCUAGGAGUAUAAAAACUCUUUGAGCACAAAUAUACUAAUCAAAGUGCAUUGAAAUAAAAGAAGUAAACAA
Messenger RNA from Sinocyclocheilus anshuiensis, 2501 nucleotides. Its product is annotated as aspartate aminotransferase, cytoplasmic-like. The transcript is spliced from 9 exons. NCBI's taxonomy places the organism in Eukaryota, Metazoa, Chordata, Actinopteri, Cypriniformes, Cyprinidae. Gene Ontology annotation, cellular component: cytosol. Gene Ontology annotation, biological process: L-aspartate biosynthetic process. Bases 136 to 1365 code for a protein of 409 amino acids. Gene Ontology annotation, molecular function: pyridoxal phosphate binding; L-aspartate:2-oxoglutarate transaminase activity. The record is from RefSeq and is a predicted model, not a curated record.